GUCGUCAUUGAAGUUGGAAAUCACGCACGUUACUCAUGUAAUUGUGACUUUUUAAUUAUCUAUUAUCAGUAUGUCUUGUUAAUUUGAUAUGGAAAUGAAACAAAACUCUGUUAUUUGCUUGAGAAAUUUUACAGUCGUGAUAACGAAUGUUGGUAUUUAAAAUGGAGGAAUGAUUGUUCUCAAUUUUCCAUAUCCACUAAUCCAGAUUAGUUUACUCGGGUUUGUUCGGUAUUGCUCUCAAAUCUGUUCGAAUCUGCAGACCCGGCAGACGGAUAAAAAUAACUCGGAUACCGACGAAAUAAUGUAGAUUUCUUUUCAUCUAAAUGUUGCUAUAUCAUAAUGAUUGCAUCGUCGAAUACUGGUUCUGAAAAAGAAAUUGAAGAUCCCGUUGAGCGGAUGUUAAAGAAAACCGGUUGCAUAGAAUUACAUUAUCAAAUUCAAGAAUGUAUAGCGGAACAUCAAGACUGGAGAAAGUGUCAAAAUGAAGUAAAAAAAUUUAAGGAAUGCAUGGAUAAAUACACAAAGCAGCAAGAACAUUAAUAGUGCUUUG
This is a messenger RNA of Trachymyrmex septentrionalis, 550 nucleotides long. Its product is annotated as cytochrome c oxidase assembly factor 4 homolog, mitochondrial. Gene Ontology annotation, biological process: mitochondrial respiratory chain complex IV assembly. Lineage: Eukaryota; Metazoa; Arthropoda; Insecta; Hymenoptera; Formicidae. The transcript is spliced from 3 exons. The record is from RefSeq and is a predicted model, not a curated record. Gene Ontology annotation, cellular component: mitochondrial intermembrane space. The coding region runs from base 340 to 540 and encodes 66 amino acids.